AUGGAGAGCCUGAACAUUUUACUCCGUGACAGUCUAUUCGGUCGGUUGCUCAACUAUGCGUCGAAGGGCCGAUUUUUCUCUUACAAUGGAUCUAAAACCCUUAAAGAUGAAGACCUCCCAAGCCCAGACCCCCAGCGGCGGAUCAUAGUAGGCUUCGAUGGCCCUGAUGAUCCAGACAUCCCUCAAAAUUGGCCCACGCUGGCAAGGACGGUCGCUGGGCUCAAUGUAAUGGUCUUGAACUUCAGCUUCUAUGCAGCAUCAGCAAUCUUUACGCCGAGUAUUUCGGGUAUCGAAGAAGCAUUUGGAGCUACCACUUCUGAGGGCACACUGGGGCUUUCGCUCUUUGUUAUUGCGUACGGAAUUGGGCCUCUAAUUGUAUCUUUCUCCUCUGUCGAGCCUGCCGACACUCGGGCGUUCGCCGGUAUAUGUCCUUGGCUGCCUUACUUUCUGCUUGCUCAACAUCGGAACGGCUCUGGCAAAAAAUCUACAAACUGUUUUAGUACUGCGCUUUUGGGGGGGGGGGGCUUCAUCGGAAGCGCACCUAUCAGCGUCGGUGGCGCCUCGCUGAUGGAAAUUUACAGGCCAACUGAGGUUCCCUACGCAAUUGCAUUGUACGCAGUCAGCGGAGUUUGUGGGCCUAUUCUGGGACCGAUUCUUGGAACCAUUGUAAUAAAACGUUGGAAAACCUGGACAGCAACGCUCUGGCUUCUUUCCGGCAUCAUGGCUUUCACGACCGUAUCUAUUUUCUUCUUUUUACCUGAGACGUCACCCUCGAAUAUCCUUCUUCGUCGAGCAAAGCGCCUUCGCGCGCAGACGGGCAAUCCUGCCUACCAGAGUGAAGCUGAGAUCGAACCACCAAGCGAAAAUCUCGCUGUACGCAUUGUCAAGGACAUGGGCAGCAAUCUCAAACUUUCCUGUCUGGACCCAGUCAUUCUAUUUGUUAACAUGCACACAAUGCUAGUUUACAGUGUCCUAUACCUUUGGUUUGAGUUCUUCCCAUUCGUUGCCUUCUUCGGUAUCCUCGCUGGAGCAGCGGUUUCGGUCGUUGCAUACAUUCUGUGGUUAUACUUUUCUUACCAGCCACGAGUGGCAAAUGCAAAUGUCAUUAUCGAGCCAGAGGCUCGCCUGGUUCCUGGACAAAUAGGAGCUGCUUGCAUUCCAAUUUGUCUUUUCAUCUUUGCAUGGACAUCCCGAGCAAGCGUACACUGGAUUGUCCCGAUCAUCGGAACAGCAUUCUUUGCACCGGGCUUCUACCUCGCCUUUCAAUCCAUCCUUAAUUACCUAGGCGAAUCCUAUCCGCGCUAUGUGGCAAGCGUAUUUGCCGGUAACAACUUCUUCCGAAGCUCAUUUGGAGGAGCACUGCCGCUGGCUGCACCACGCAUGUUGAAUUCACUUGGAAUUGGAUGGGUCUCGAGCACGCUGGGGUUCAUCUCUGUUGCCAUGUACGGCAAGAGACUGCGUUCUUGGAGUCCAUUUGCGAACUAA
Aspergillus glaucus CBS 516.65 is the source of this 1485-nucleotide messenger RNA. RefSeq lists its product as uncharacterized. Lineage: Eukaryota; Fungi; Ascomycota; Eurotiomycetes; Eurotiales; Aspergillaceae. Gene Ontology annotation, biological process: xenobiotic detoxification by transmembrane export across the plasma membrane. The record is from RefSeq and is a predicted model, not a curated record. Gene Ontology annotation, molecular function: fluconazole transmembrane transporter activity. Bases 1 to 1485 code for a protein of 494 amino acids. The transcript has 7 exons.